CAUAAGUAAGAACAUCACUCGGUACGCAGUCCAUAUACAAAAUAUCAAAACGGCAAGCAGUUUGUAGUGAUCAGGUUCAGUUAAUGUCGUUACUCAACUGAUUUAGAAAAGCCGUUGCGUCUCUCACUUCCUUCUCCGUUAACGGUUAAACUCACAAACCAAUGGAGAAGAUCUUGCGCUCCUCUCUACUUUGUUGCAUCGUCUUUCUUCUGAUCUCUAACUUCUACGGAUCCGUCGAAGCGGGGAAGCGACGGAUCGAGAUCACCGACGAUCUAGACGACGUGGAAGACAACGAAGAAGACGAAUCGUGGAAAACGUGGGGGAGCAACGCAGAGACGACGGAGUUCGAUCCUCCUCCGGAUUUCUCCAACAUGGGAUUCGAUCAGAUCCAAGAGGAGAUGGCUAAACGGACUUUUGCACCCGUCGUCGGUUUCGUCAAGCUCCGGUUAGGCGUCCAACGUACUAAGGAUAUGGUGGUGGACAUUGCUAUGAAAUGGACGAAAGUUCUGAGAACAGGUGGGUUGGGAGUGAGGUUCAUGGCCGUGGAUCGAUCCACGGUGAUGUUCAAUAUGCAGAACGGGAAGGAAGUGACUGAGCUAAGGGAGUUUGUGCUGCGCCAAGAAGAGGCUUAUGAGGUUAAGAUAGGGAAACAAGAGUUUCGACGACCUGGAGAUCCUCCUCUUGAUGAUGUCGUCGACAAACUUAAGAAAAGCAAGGAUGAUGAAGGUGGUGAUGGUAAUAACAAGAAUGAUGUGACCAAGGAUGAGUUAUGAGAUUGAGAAGUUUAUCUCUUUUAGCUGAAUCUUAGCUACAAUAUCUUUGACAUGUUUGAUUCGUAGAAUACAAUGAAAAAGGGAUGAGUAUUGCAUUCAUUUAAGCUUAUUGCUAAACGUGGAAAGCUCGAUAACCUGAAUUCUUGGGAUGCUUUCAGCUUCUGCUCUCUCUUUCUCUGUGUUGUAGCCCCAGUUACCU
This is a messenger RNA of Brassica napus (rape), 972 nucleotides long. RefSeq lists its product as uncharacterized. The transcript is spliced from 3 exons. The record is from RefSeq and is a predicted model, not a curated record. Bases 162 to 773 code for a protein of 203 amino acids. Lineage: Eukaryota; Viridiplantae; Streptophyta; Magnoliopsida; Brassicales; Brassicaceae.